Molecule: messenger RNA, 960 nt
Organism: Cladophialophora immunda
Lineage: Eukaryota; Fungi; Ascomycota; Eurotiomycetes; Chaetothyriales; Herpotrichiellaceae
Exons: 1
Coding region: 128-484 (118 amino acids)
Source: RefSeq, a predicted model, not a curated record
CGCAAUUUGAUGACCGCAGUCCCAGUCCCGUCCUAGACCUUGAGACUCUGAACCUCACCAACAACUACUAGUUGCUCGCGUCCCAUCUCCUUCAGCAACAGCAGAGGCAGUCAAACCCACGCUGAUCAUGUCUGCAGCCCUCAGGACCGUCCCGGUCUACAUGCUCGCGUCCGUCGUCCUCCUCGGCGCCUUUUCCCGCUUCACCCACGGCACGUACACGCCGAUAUGGUACGCGUUUCAGGAAUACCACUUGCCGGACGACGGCUCGACGGCCGCGACGGUCACGCCCGUCAUCGACACCCUCAUCGGGCUGACGCUCCUGUUCGGGGCGCGGGCCCUGAGGCUCCUCGCCGCGUCGAUCAGCCUGUUGUUCUUCACUGCUGGGCUGGCGAUGCAGAUUCAGGCGGGGAAACAGUACAAAGGCGAUGUGGCCCUGGUUGUGCUGGCCGUGGCGGCUGUCGCGAGGUUGCUGUUUUCGAGAUAGAUAUAGGAAAGGGAAAAAAAACCAGGAAGGUCUAGAACGGGCAAAUGCUGUGCGACCCCUUGUGAGAGGCGCAGAGGGGACUGGCAUGUCUGCCAACUUCACACGCCCGUGGCAUUUUGGGAUGUGCCUGACUUGGGCGGCGUGAUCCUAGGAGGCGCUGCAUGAAGACAGCAGCAGUGAGAGAACCACCACGACGUCUGUUGUGCCCUUUCCGGGAAGAGUCGAUGGUCACCACCAUGUCUUUGACAUGGGUGGCCCUGUGGUGGUUUGGCGAAGUAAGUAGAAGAUCUGGGACUGCAUGCUUCUUACGACCCAUGCUUGUGUUUCCAAGCUCCAGUGACUCGUUGAACAUAACAAACUUGCAAGAGAGUAAAGAAUCUUUCCGAUCAGGACUUUCAAUCCCAUCACCAGAAUGGACAAAGGCCUCGCUUAUUAUCAGAGAAAAUAAAAUCCUGGCCGCCUCCUGCUAAUACUCA